Molecule: messenger RNA, 308 nt
Organism: Acromyrmex echinatior (Panamanian leafcutter ant)
Lineage: Eukaryota; Metazoa; Arthropoda; Insecta; Hymenoptera; Formicidae
Product: odorant receptor 13a-like
Biological process (GO): sensory perception of smell; detection of chemical stimulus involved in sensory perception of smell
Cellular component (GO): plasma membrane
Molecular function (GO): odorant binding; olfactory receptor activity
Source: RefSeq, a predicted model, not a curated record
AACUAUUUUCACUUAUCUUGCUGUAAUAGUGGAAGUUUUCAUCUUAUGCUUUGCAGGAGAAUAUCUGAAUUUCAAGGUUAGUAAGCAUGUGCAAAUUAUCUAGUAAAUUAAUCGCCAAUGCAGCAUAUGAAUCACUGUGGUACGAUUUACUAUCAAAUCAAAAGAAAAUUAUAACAUUCGUAAUAAUGAGAUCUCAAAAACAAGUCACGAUCACGGCAGGAAGAAUCAUGAGUUUAACAUUGGAAACUUUCACGAGCAUCUUAAAAGCGUCAGCAUCAUAUGUAUCUGUUUUACAUGCGAUGUAUUGA